Molecule: messenger RNA, 11244 nt
Organism: Cyclospora cayetanensis
Lineage: Eukaryota; Apicomplexa; Conoidasida; Eucoccidiorida; Eimeriidae
Exons: 6
Coding region: 1-11244 (3747 amino acids)
Source: RefSeq, a predicted model, not a curated record
AUGUCAGAGGCAGCGGUACUUGCGAAGCUGCUUGAUGCAGCCGCCCGAGGGGCUCAGGCAGGCAUUAGGGGUGGAGAUUCUCCCCAAACCGCAAUACGGGAGCUUUUGGCAUGGCUGGAUCCACUUCUCCCCGCGCUUUGCCACCCCGUUGCCCCUCUAGUGUCUCAGACUCGACUGGGGAAGAAGGCAGCGCUGCUGCGGGAGCAGCGGCAGCGGCAGCUGCUGCUGCAGGAGCAGCAGGAUCUGCCAAAGCUGCGGCAGCAGCUUUGGCAGUUGCUGCAGGCAUACGCAUCCGCCUCCCCAGGCUGUAUUGAGCUCCUGCAGCUUGUGGAUGCAAGCACUGCGGCACUCUUGCGACUGCUGGAAGAGGGCACCAAGGUCGCCCAGCGGGGCCUCCCCGAAGGAGCUAGUCCUGCUGCUGCUGCCCGUAAGAAGCUCCAGCAGCAGCAGCACAUGCAACGGGAUGCAGAGACGGCUGCAGCCGAGGCACUAGCGCAAGCAGCACAAGCAGCAGCACUCCUUGCCUGUGCUGUGGUCAAAGAGGAGAGGCUGGACGCCGUUCCGUGUGCUGCUGCGACUCGACAUGGACUGGCUGCAGCCCUCACGACUCCCACGAGACUCCUGUCUCUGGGGAUGUUGAUGCGUUCCCCUCCUCCUGCGUCCGCCCCCCCCACAGCGCAGCAGCAGCACGCUGUACUACAGCUGUGUCUCUGCCGUUUGGUUUCCUCUGCUGCUGCCUGCACGCCUGCAGCAGCCUGGCGAGUUGCGUGUGCAGUGCAGGGGACUGGAACGGCAGCAGCUGCAGCAUCUUGCCAAGGAACCUCCGGUGGGGGGGGAGGCGAGCGAGAACCUGCGCAGCAUCAUCCGCUGAACACAGCGAUGCAUGCACUGUGCGAGGGGCCUUCAAGGCACCUGCUGGCAAGGCGGAGAAGAAGAAACAACAGCCAGCGAGCUGAGGGUACCCCAGAUAGCGACCAGCGUCCACCUCCUCCUCCAGCUCAGGGAUGCCUGUGUAGCUGCACCACUUGCGUCAAGGAGACAGCCGCGCAACCUGUGCAGGCAGGAGUGGCAUCGGCUGGCGAGACUCAAGCGGCAGACGAAAGGGUUGCACAGACUUACCGUAAGACCAGCUGGAACCGUGCGUGGGGGUCUUUCUCAGUGCGCUGCUGCUGCCUUGCCUGCCGUGAGGAAAUGGAUCCUCUUGGCGUGAGCGCUCGUAUCGGAGCGCAGCGUGAAGCAAGGCGAGGCGCACGCGAUGGCGACUCAGCGAAGAUCACACGGCCGCUGCUGGCGGAGGCUGCUGCUGCAGCAGCUGCUGCGACUGCGCAUGUUCGCCUCGCCGUAAGUACACUGAGAGCUCGCGCUGCUCGGGAGGUCAUAGGGGGAUGCGGGCUUGUGCCCAUUCGGUAUGCUCUUCGGCAGGAGGCCUUGCGUCUGCUUCUGUUGCUUUUGCUGCAUUCGGAUCUCAUCGUUAGCGAGACUUUGCUGCAGCCACGGCGGCAUCUCCAGCAGCUGCAGUCUCACGCAGCAGCGCGUGGGAGCCACAGGGAUUCUGCGAACAGCAGCAGCAGACUCGGAGAUGAUGUGACGUUGCUGCGUUCCGCCGUUCGUGGGCUGCCGCUGGAUAGGGAGCUCGACGCCUUGUGUUUCUUAGCGGGGUUGUCAGAAGCGUUUUUGGCUGCAAGAGCAGCAGGCCGCUUCAGACUCUCUGAGAGCACAGCGAGACAUCUUUGCUUCACCAACGGACCUGGAGGCUUUGCACUCCCUGGCCUGCUUCACGCCUUCACUGCGAGGGAAGAUUUGAAUCAUUUGUUGCAGCCUCUCUUGUGGCGUCGUCCCCCCGAGGGCUCAGAGGCAGCUGCAGCCGUUUAUGCAGGAGAAAGCCACCAGCAGGAGGUGCCUUCUUCCCGUGAAGCUGGGGGGAGCCAGUCUGGCGAGCGUUUCGCCUUCUUCAGCUCGUCCUGGGUAGCGCAGCGCUUCCUCGCGUUUCUGCUGCUGUUGGCAGCUGCUCGCAGCCUCCUGCGCAAGGGGCUGUCUGCUGAGGAUCGUGGGGCGAUCACUGAGUCGGUAGCUCCCAGGAAGGAUGGCAUGGAGCACGAGCGGCCGCUGCUCUCUCUGGCUCUGGCGAUUCGUCCUCUACAACUGCCUCCGCAGCAGGACCUCUUGUUGCAGCUUUUCAAGUCUCAGCCAGCCCUCUUGCCGCCUUUCUUGGCUAGUGCUACUGGACUGUUGUUGAGCCCUCGCCAGUCGUCUACCUUUGCCCUUUCGUGUCUCUUUCUCUGCCGCGUUCUAGAGGCCCCUUGGGUAUUGCCCGUCCAGCAGCAGCAGCAAAUCCUUGAGGCACGGCGCCAACGUCUCCAUCAUGAGCGACAGCCGCAACUGCAGCCACUAGCAACUGCAGACGUACUGCCGGAGCCCUCCCGCCUCUACAGCGCCGCAGGCAGGGGCCUUCUGGGAUUGGCGCUUUGCGAGCACGACUUGAAGUUUUCGACUUCGGAGGCACCACGAGCAGAGUUUCAAGUCGUCUGCUCACAGGAGGCGGAGCAGAUUCCGUACUUCGAAGACCUCGAAGCCAGGAGACUGCAACAUGCGCAGAUGCAGCACAAACGCCAGGAUGUAGAACUGAGCAGACGACGUAUCAUUGCUGUUGCAGGGGCAUACGUAGCCUCCCCUGCCCUGCUGUUGCGUCAGCACCUGUCUCAGUGUCUUCUGCAACCGGAUGUUCGAACAGCCUUCUGCGGCGUUGCUCUUCUGCGGGCAUGCUGCAAGGCCCUACGCUGCAUGCAUGGAGCCCUCAGCGCACACCCCGAUUUGCAGCGGCUUCUCUUGGCUGAAGUAGGCCCUCGCCUCCCAGACGCGAAGACUCUAGUCAACUCCUUGCUGCGGCUGCUCCAACAAGAGAAGCAUGCGGGUACGCAGCAGCUUAGCGGCUCGAAGAAAGGAGGACAUGCUCAAGCAACUCCCCCCGCAGCCGCUCACCAGGAAGAACUCUGGUUAUCGGACGAGGCCCUAUCCAGAGCUGCAGCAGCCUCUGCAGCUGCUGCUGCCAAGGAGAAGCAGAAACAAGAAGUGGAGCGUGCCCGGCGAGGCUCCGGAGAGGCCGACGACAGUGAAAAUGAUGAACUAGAGAUUCAUGUUGAUGGCAUUGAGGAGGCUACCGCAGAUGCAGAGUGUGAGGAUUCGUGUAGUGAAGAGGAGGACUCCCCUGAAGCGGAUUCAACGACUUUGUGUGCAGCCUCCCGUGGUGUAGUCGCGGAGCACCUUAUGCAGCUUUUCGCACAGUUGACAUCGCUUAGGACCAGUGCAGGGGCUCCCCAUGCAGACGCCGGAGGGCAUAGCAGUGUGGCUGCCAAAGAUGGUGUCUCUUCGACCUUCUUUCUGUUGCUCCUGGGGUGGAUGGAAGUUGCGGAAGCCUAUCAGGAGCUGAUGACUCCAUCGUUUCCUCUUGAUUGGGGCAAGUUGCUCUGCACGUGGAAGCCCGUAGAUUCCGAAGAUCAAAGGAGCACUCUCUGCUGCAGGUCACGAAACAUUGCAAAGUCCAUCAUCCGUCUGGGGGUACAGGCACGGGGAGGAGUAGGAGCAUGGGGGCGCGAGAUAGCUGCAGGUGGUGCUGUGUCAAAGCAGCAGCAGCUGGUACUUCUCCACCUCUUGCUGCAGUGGCAUCGGGAUGCACAGGGAAGCCGUCAGUGUCUCCUGAGUCCAUGCCAGAAGAAUGGGAGCCCAGACAAUGACACUUCGGCUGCAGUCAUUUCUGACGAGCCUCUUCAGAACCUGCUAGGGUUUAUGCACACGAGCGGCCUCUUCAGCCUCGAUCCUGCUGGGGCUUUCGGAGUGGAUGAAGCUGCUGUGUGGCUCACGGCGUUGGAAGAAUCUUCCUGCUUUCGUUGCAGCGCGCUCUACUUUGUGGGGGUGUUGCGCCUCGCUAGUGAGCGUCGGUUGGCUCUGUUGCCCUAUGUUGUUGCGCCCUACACCCGUGAAGGCGGAGACGAGACUGCGGCGCAGGAAGAAGCAGCGUGGCUUCUCUCACCCUUUUCUGCAGCCCUUCUGGCUCACCUCUCUGUGACCCCUCGUUGCAACAAUGGGCGAGCGCUCUUUAUCGAUUUGCCGUCCUUCGGCGUGUCGGCCCCUGCAGAGAGUUGUUGGGGAUGCGCCUUUAAGCACUCGGCGGAACUUUGCGCUGAGGCAGUCGUGCAGUGGGCAGUCAGCGGACUCAUGAAGUGCUGCAUCUUACGUCCUGCAAUGCGGCAUCCGCUUCUCACGUGGCUGCAACAGGAGGGCUCCUGGCGUGUUAUCGGCUGUGCACUGAACAUGCCGCGCGAGCAGAAUGCGGAGGGGGGAACGCAAGCCGAUUCUGCGGCGUUUGUGGAGGCAGCCCGCGCUGCUGCUGCUCAGCAUCCCCAGAGCAAAGCGGUCAAUCGGCUUCGCAAGCGGCUCUUGCGGUUUCUUGCGGUGCGGCGUGCAGAGUGUUCUGUUGACACCAAUAAAGUCGCUGCGCACUCAGCCCCACAGACGACCCUCGAGGAGCAGUUGGAGCAUCUUGCGGGAUUGCAUCAGCUGGCAACGAACUCGGCACCUCUCCUGGCCCCUCUCCAUGAGGUAGCACCCGAGACUCUGCUCUGGGGAUGUGCUGCCCGCUUGCCUGGCGCUGCGUCUCCAGCAAGAGACCACGUGGCUCUCGCAGAGAGGACGAAUUUGCUAGGGCUCCUGGGGGCAUUUACGCGGAACCUCGAGGAGCUGCAGGAGCUAGGAGGCCUUAAAGAUUCGCAGCUACCACACGGUAACCUUCAAGGAACCGAUGCGCUGACCAGCGGCAGGUUGCCUGCCGUUCUGCGGCAAGUGGAAGCUGUGAGCUGGCAGCUCAGAAACAAGGCUCUACGGGAACGUCGUUGUGUCUCAGAUGCCGGUCUAGGUGCAGACAACCCGUGUGCAGCUGUGAUUGCCAGUGCGGGGAGACCUCUAGGGCGAUUACUUCGCCAAGCCACCACGGCGCUUCAGCGUCUUGCAUUGACCGCCUCACUGCCUCAGUGCGCCGAUCAUGCGGAACCCCCUGCAUCGCACAGCACGCGUGAAACGGCCUUCCGAAAAACAGCAGCCGACGACGAGGCCCUCUUGCACUGGGGAGAGAUAGGGGCUACCUUGUGUUGCCACAUUGCAAGCCUCUGUGAAACAUUUUCUGCUGGAGGGAUCCCCGACUGCUCCGUACCUUCGAAACUGCGGCUGCUUCGUCGUAUCGUGAUGUUUUUUGUAGCCCUCGCCGGUGUGCAAGAUGCAGUUGAACGGAAAGGCCGCCCUUCAGUCAGCUUCGCGGGCUGCAUGCAACGCCUAAGGCUCUGCCCAGUAUUUGCUGACACGCGCUCGCAAGCCUUACCACAGGUAUCUGAGCUGCAACUGGAGAGGGAGUUCUGCGAGAUGGACCCGGUUCAAGAACUCUUGCGCUGCCUUCUGAAGCGUGUUGCAGUGGCAACAAAGCAACUGGUGGAUGAAAAGGAGCGCCCUCUGUUGCUACUGGCUUGCGAGUCAGUGCUAGGCGGAAAGGACUCCCCCUGUCUAUCAACAGUCGGCAGUCCAUUGGGAGGCGCGUCAGAUCAGGUACACCUGAGAUGGCUGCUGCCCCUCCUCGAAUUCUGGGCGCUCGCAGGUGUGUCUGACCAGUCAGUGGGAUUAGAAGACGCGAUCCAAGGCUUUACCAGGGCCGAAGGGGAGUGCGCCAUCUCGCUGUUGGUAGGAGCGUGCGGCGAAUCCCCAGAGCGUAACAACGGAUCCAUUUCGACAGCCACCCUUGUUCAGAGGCUGGAGGCGCUACACCCUCCCGACGCCGCUCUGCGUCUUUACGACUCUUUGAGUGUAUUAUCGGAACAGCUUCUUGCUGACCAGAAGGGUGCUAGAGUGAAGGAGACGCAACAUUCAAUCGACGCAAGCCCUUCCGUUCUCUUGCCAUCAACGAGCGCCCUGCUCAGAGCGGCCACGCACGUGAUGCUGUGUCUUGCCUUGCAGUGCAGUCCAGCGGCGAACUUGCGAAGUGGCGGUGAAGAUGACACAAAUUCAGAAGGACAGGGCAUCUUGCUUGUAUUUAGGCCUAGUCUCAUCAAUGCCUUCCGUGCUUCCUGGGAGCGGAAUCGUAGCCUUCGUUCUGCAUGCAUGCGCAUGCUAGCAUCGGAGGAUGUCAAGGGAGAUCAUGCCACCAGUGUGUCGCUGCAUCCAGCAGUACGUCUCGCUCUUCUGCUGCAGUGGCGGGAGCCACUGCAAAACUUGCCCUCCGCAUUUUAUCCUUCGCUAGUUUCUGAACUCCAGCAGUUUCAGGAGGAGGGGCCCCAGAAGCCUACAAUCAGUGCUGCUCCGAAGCGACGCAAGAGGGCUGCCUCUGAACACCGAACAGAGAUUAUUCCUGCCUCCAGAACGUGGGCUGCUGAAGUGCUGGAGGCACUCAAGCUUUCUGCGUAUGCACGUGACAGUAGGGGAGCAGCCGGCAAGCGCAUCAGAACGAGGGCUUUGCAGUGGCAGAUAGCGGCGGCGUUUUUGGUGGCUGGAUGGGGAAACGAGGAGCCGAACGCUCUGACUGAAGAUGCUCCAGGAAGAUGGGCAGAGGGGGUGCAGCGAUUUCUCGCUGGCCUCUGCAUGCAGCAGCCAUCAGGAAGCGACUGCGGGAUGCGUCUUGGAAUGCAAUUGGCGCGCACUCUCGAGGAGCUUGCAGGGAGUCUUGAGGAGCCCUUCAUGAUUACAGAUGGGUGGCCUGUAGAUGGAUGGGCUCGGUAUCACGCGGCUGCCAUCGCUCUGCAUGCAGCACAGCGGGCUGGAGCCGAUUCGUGCAUAUAUACCCACUCCCUUGCAGCCGGCCGGACUGGGAUAGGAGGGGUUCUAAAGGAUCUCAAGACGGAACUUAUGGAGCUGCAGGAAGCACUCCAAGGAAUAGGCUCGUUGCAUGACGCUGGGUAUGGUGGAGGCGAGGAGGAGAGCGCAGUUGCGGCGGCUGCUGAUUUGGCGUAUUGUCUUGGAGUAAUGAACCGCGCCGCUCAGCUAGGUCGAGUUGUGGUAGCUGCGAUACAAAUGGGGGUUGCUUCAGAGGCUGGCCUGACGAAGGACCAACGGCAGUGUUUUAAGGCUCUAAGGCCUAAGGCUCAAGCGGUUAUGUGCGGCUUCUUAGAUGCACUGGGCCAGUCUCCACCAACUGCCGCCGUUCACACCGGCGCUGAGGCACUUGGGAAAUUCCCGCGAAGCGAAAGGACCGAUGAUUCCUCCCCGGCGAGUCUGAACGUCGACAUCCUGAUUGUGCAGUCAUCAGUUGAUCUUUUUCUCCCUGCUGUGCAGCUUGCAAUGGCGGCAGCGGCUUUGGAUCCUUCCCCUACCCAGGCAAAAUCCAGCGGUAAACGGAUCGCCAGGCAAGCGCUUUUAUCGACGGCGCUCGCGGAAGUUGGACAAGCCGCAAACCUUGCGAUUCGGCGAGCACUGUCCACUCCGACUGGCGAUGGUUCGAGUGCGACUGCAAGUAUAACUGCGUCUAUGAUGCCUCUUCUGGAAUAUCUAGGUGCGUGUCUCCUUCCAGCCGCCAACGCACAGCUGGCGCAGGCGGAGGACCAGCAUGCCGCGGAUGCGCAACAAGCCGAAGAAGAGCCUUAUUGCUUGCUCUCGGAUGCAUGCCCCGCGUUGUUUGAGGCUAUCACGAACUUAUGCGGAGCGUCCACGUCUUACGCAGAUAGCAUUUUAUGCCGCAUACUCCUGCUGGAUAGUGGUUUUGCCUACAUGGGGGCGUCGAACGCGGAAGCAGACGACAGCGAAGGCCGGCAACUGCCUGCUGAGGCGGCAGGGGAAUCUUCGGGCAGCUAUGAUGUUUUCUCGAACACCUACAUGUGGAUGACACACUUGCCAGACUUCCUAGAGGUUGCAAGCGAGACACGCGCAGAUAUUUAUUCCUCCACAGAUAGUCCGACUGUUUUCUGCCGUCUGCGGGGUCCAUGCGAUUGGCUCGCCCUCGAUCCGCGCCGCAUGAAUGAUACACUCGAUAACUUUGGCUUCCAUACGAGGGCUCCAACUCGAGAUUACCGGCCAGCUCGCUCUCUAACAUUCGCGGCGACUUCAGAGCGACAUCGGUUGCUGGAAGCAGCCCUCAAGGCGCGCUGCAGUGUUUCGGAAUCUGGCGAUGGCGAUGAGGAGCAGUCGAGCAGCGCUGGGGGGAGCCAGCAUGCAACGGUUCGGAAGGACCGCCUCCUGAGGAAUCUGAACGGCUUAGCAAAUGCAUCCGAGGAGGACGUAUUGCGGGGCACGACGGCUGUCAGCAGUGCUUACGACGUGGUCUACGUUAUUCCGUAUCUUGCUGGACGCCUCAUGAGGGCCUUUUUUGUGCUGUUGUGGCGAUGGCAGAGGCAGCUUGAGGAGGAACAGGCACUGCAGCAGCAGGUGCACUCGCAUCUGGGUGAAGAAGAAUCAAGUGUCACACGUGCGGCUCGGAUCGCCAUGGAGCGUAAACGGCCAGUGUGCGUUGCCGAGCAGGCGCGAAGGGCCUGUGGUGUAGCGGGGGCGUGGCUGCGUUCACUGGAAGCGAACACGACAAAUCACGAUGCGACAGAGUCUGCGAAGGAGGAGGAAGCAAGCCAAGCCAGUGGAGGUGCUGUCUGUGAAUCUAGUCCGAUUUGUGAGGGUCAAAGCUCGGAGGCGGUAGCGUCUGAGGGGCCUGCUACAAAGAGGCGUAGGGAAGACGUGUGGGAGAUGAACGAAUUUAGACCACAGGAGAUUCAGCUUGCUGUCACGCGCGUGAGCACAUUCUUGAAGGCUUCUAGACGUGUAGGGCGUUUGUGGAGGCCCUUCGAUUCCGGUGCGAGUGGGACAGAAGAAGGGCAUUCCACUGACGUAGAGCUAGCUAGGAGCCUCGACGCUUGGGGUUCUUGUAUAGAUGACGGGGAUCAAUGGCUCAGCAGUUUUGCCAGUGGCGGAGGCUUGCAACUGCUCGUUAUGGCCCUAGGCUGCCCAGAUAAAUCCACACGCGAGGCAGCGGCGCAUGGGCUUGCCAUCUACACCCAUUUACUGCAGCUAUCGGCAGACCGGUCGCUGUUAUCCUAUUUUGCAGAUGUCCAUGAGUUCAAUAUGCAAAGCAGAAAGCGUUCUGGGAAUAGUGCCGCACAUACACCGAAGAGGCGCGACUUGCAGCAGCGCCACAAGUCCGCAACGUUUGCUUUUCGAGAAGUAAAGCAGCUGCUAACACUUCUACGCUCUUUAAUGUCGUCCAUUCAGGUUCUCCAGCAGCAGGGAGAUGCGGAGGGUGGAAGCAUUCCACCACGAGAAACUGACGCAAUCCAGGCUACCUCGCCGCUCGUAUGCAGCUUCGCGGCAUCAGUGGUGCCGUUUCUCUUUGUCCCAGAUCAUCCGUUGUACCCCAUCCUGAACUACGCCCUUCUAAAGCAUUCGGCUCUGUCCUUGUUGGUGCACGAGCCAUGCAUGCCUUUAACGCUGGCAGCCCUGCGCCAACCGUUAUUAGGAUCGGACGGAAUCUUCUCACGGUUGAUACUGUCUCCCUUGGCCGCAAGCUGUGCCCAUCAAAGAGCCUUCUUACUAACUGUGCUUAAGAGGGCAAUGGCAGUGUCUCAGUGCCUCGACGACGGUACCAUCUCGCUAAGUGCUAGACUUAAGGCGCACAAUACGACUCAGGCAGUCGUGCCGCCUCCUGCAGUACUGUCUCUUUCCGCGCUGCCCGUGCUGGCUUUGCCCACUCAGAAGUUGGCCUUGGGUUGGAGCGCGGUAGAGGCUCUCCUGAUUGCAACAGCAGCACCACCGUGUCUUUCCGCAUGCUGCUGGUGGUAUCCGCAUGCGGCCUUUAGAGCAAUGGCCAUGCAAGACGUCUCAAGUUUUCUUACAUCUGAAAGCGAAGAAGGCACAUGGAGUAACGGUGCCCAUCUGCCGCUCGCCACAGUAAAUGCCCAACAUCUGCUGCAGCGCUUCGGUCUUUUAGAGUGGCUUGAGGCUCAAAUUGAGGCAACCAUGGAAUGGUUCAUGACAGAGGCUGGACCCCAAAGUAUGAAAUCGACCUCAACGACAGCUCAUUAUUCAGAGUUCAUGGGCCAGGCCGUACCUCCACCUCCACACAGAUCAAAGGUGUUUCGCGACUACGGUUUCCCCCAAUGUGAAGAGGAAUGUAUCAGUCCCGUGAAGCCCCCACGCAGUGCAAGCGCUGAACCCUAUGAUCGAUUGGAUACAACAAAGUGGCUGCCAGUUUUGAAGAAUUGCACCAGGCUCAUGUGGUCUGUGCUUGCGGCUGCCACCUUGGCUCCACCGCUGCUUGAUGUCACUGUGACAGAUGCUUGCCAGUGGGACAAAGUCGCCUGCUUUACUUCUCAGCAAGCUUUCGAGAGGGAAACACAUGUCACGUGCAGAUCUAUAACGCCAACUGGCACUGCGACAAGGGAUGAGAUGCCAUUCAUCGAUCUACCAGGCCCUUGGGGUCUACUUUCGACUACAGCUUCGUGGCCGCCAAAAGACGACAAGGCAGAAAUUCGCUUGCUCAACGCAGCAAUCAUACGCGCGCGACAUCAACUCUUCGGUUUGCGUCAACGGGCUGGUCGCAAUCCAAGCGAAGAUGCAGGCUCGUGUCGUGGAGGCGUUACAGGGUGUACUCGGGCAAGCAGCGCUUAUGAGCCGCAAUCCCAGGCUGCCCGCCAAUUACAACUAAAUCUAUUGCAGGGGAUACAGAGGCUUGCGCGUACGUGGUUUGCAUUCGUAGCUGCAGCAGGUGUAAUUGUACGGGAAUAUGACGGCAUCAGCAUAGCGGAUGGGGCAUGUAAAAGCAAUCCGUCAUUGGUGGCAGACGUCCACCACGCGUCAGUAGCCUGUCUAUCGGCACUGUGGGCUGUGGCUUCCUGUAGUCAAUCCAUCGGCCUGUUCUUCCAUCCCUCAGGCUCUGGUGACUCUGCAGAUUCCUUUGAGCAACUGCAGCGCCUGCAGGCCAGUGCGUGCUGCUCCGACGUCGUGCGACUUUGCGGGUGGGCAGCAACCCUGCAAGGCGCUACGCGGCGCAGGGACAGCUCGUGUGCAGGCUAUCAAGAGUACAUGAAUGUGUCUGCAUCCUAUCUAGUGAGGAAUCUAGUGCUGGAUGCUUUGUGUCAUGGUCCUUCGAGAUCUAAGGAUCCUGGCCGCCACUGGUCAGGGCAUGACGCGGCAAGCAGGAGACGCUCUGUGCUGCUCGCGCUACUCCAGAUAAAGGAGUUUUGCGGAGCAGAUGAUGGCCUGCAAGAUGUCAUUUCAGUUGCAGCUGGUCUUUGA